Exophiala bonariae is the source of this 1431-nucleotide messenger RNA. RefSeq lists its product as uncharacterized. Bases 1 to 1431 code for a protein of 476 amino acids. The transcript is spliced from 2 exons. The record is from RefSeq and is a predicted model, not a curated record. NCBI's taxonomy places the organism in Eukaryota, Fungi, Ascomycota, Eurotiomycetes, Chaetothyriales, Herpotrichiellaceae.
AUGGCACCUUCCACUCGAGGCAACCGUGUUGCGAAACGGCAGGCACCACUUCGAGCUUUCAUCAAGGUCACCAAAUCCACGCAACCACAGUUGAGCGCCAAAGCUCGCGCAUGUGAACGGUUGAUCACACCGUUGGUAGAAGUUCCACAGCCACACAAAAAACUGCCGAAACGAAAACGACCGGUGGUUGAGGACGAUGAUGAACCAGAAGCAGAGAAUUUGUGUCCAGGUACUGCAAGUGGGAAGAAGGCCAAAUUGUUCCAACAGAGCUCCAGUACUUCGCAAAAAUCCGAAGAAGAUGCAAUCGAUGUUGACAUAUCAACCCCCCUUAAAUUCGCCGGGCUAUCUCUUACCGGAAAGUGUUCUGGCCAUGCAUCAAAUCAACCGGAGCUGCCUCCUGUGCUACAAGAUCUGAAAAGUUUGCACAGAUCUUUUCUCAAGGCCUUCACAAUACACGUUGCUCAUAACGGUCCAACCGCGCCAGCAGAUUUGGCAUCCUUCCUUGGCACAAUCACCCGCAUAUGGAAGAAGGACACUGUCUCACGAGAGGACAUCCAACGCAUGCUGGCGAUAUAUGAGAUUGGUUCCGAGCCUGAUGUCACUUCGCAGACGUUGAGGUUCAAGAACAGCCCAUUUAAACUCAACUUGGCUGGACUGGGAAAUAAUGUUCGAUACCAUCUUGAAUUCUGUGGUAGUCAAGUCUUGGGGCAACACUCGUACGAGGAGCAAAAACUGCAAGAUUUGUAUGAAACAGAGCUCGAGAAGAGUUUCACUGGUCAGCAGGGCAAGGCGAACAGCUGGCUGUCUGAUGACAUCUCGCUUCUUCCACGACUUGAGAUCCAGAUGGGUGUGCAGACGCAAGUCCGGAGAGAAAAAGCAUCCUUGGCUCGGAGUCAUAUUCUAGGGACACAUGCAAGCAACAAGACUGUUUCAACAGUACAAACCGCAACUCAAAACAUUGAAAAACCCGAAGCAGAAACCGUAACAUCUUCCGAAGCACUGAAGGCUCGUACACUCUCACUAUUCGACCGAGUCAAAGCUAAACAGCUGGCCAACUCUUCCAAAACUGCCCCGACGACAGAAUCAAUAUUGCGAUCCAGGGCCAUCGGGCGUGUUGAUGAUGUGGUCGACAUCUUGCGAAUGAAGCAGCAACAGAAGCUUGGAGCCACUCUCGGAUCCUCACUAUAUGAGAAUCCCAGCCAAGCCCGGAGCAAGAUAUCUUUCGGCAUGAACCAGGUCAUCCACGAUAUCAGAAGCAGUUUGUCCGUUCCGAUUGCGGAGGAAGAGAUUCAUAUGUGCAUCAAAAUCCUUGCAAAUGAUGUUCCAGGAACGUGGCUGACGACGUUCAGUGUGGGAAAGGUACAGACAGUGAUUCUUGAUGGAUCAGGAAUGAGCGGAUUUGAAACCAAGCGAAUAUUGAGCGGGAAAUGA